Messenger RNA from Paramuricea clavata, 2712 nucleotides. Lineage: Eukaryota; Metazoa; Cnidaria; Anthozoa; Malacalcyonacea; Plexauridae. The record is from the annotation of a GenBank genome assembly.
AUGGCGUCGCUAACGAAAGAAUCGAGGAGGCCACAUAAGGGAUAUUACAAGCAACUGGAAAACAUUUCUUCUGUAAUUAUGUAUGAAACAAAACCUAAAAGACCAAAAAUCAAGACGUACCCUAAAAAAUUUGAUGUCGAAAGAAUUAUAUCAAGAAAAAUGCAGAACAAGGUCAGUUACUGAUUCAAUGGUAGUCAUUCACUUGUUCACACGUCAUAUUUUACAUUUUUGAAUCAUUGUGAUUGGCAUACUGAGACAAUGUCUGAUGAUACUGAAUAUAUUUAUUGCUGUAAAAAUGUUGAAAGCCGUGUCAGCUACAGUUUUUUUGCACUUCAGGAGGAAUACUACCUCAUCAAACAGGCUUUCUUGUGGUCCUACUUUUCCUACUUUUUCCUACUUAUUCUUAAAAAUUGCUUGAUUUUCCUACUUUUUCCUACUUUUUCUCUUAAAAUCCUACUUUUUUAAGUCUGUUUGGCAAAACCACAGAGUAGGUACAUACAGAGGUCUCACUUCUGCUGGAAAACCGUAAGGUAGUUUUUAGAAAAAUAGUUGGCAGCCAUGUUCUUAGCAAGUCCGGUAAGGAGAGGCAUUCACCCCCUGGAACAUUAAAUUUCAAUAUGUUUUCAGGGGGGGGGGGUGAUGGGUUCUCUUUACCGGACUGGCUAAAAACACAGCGGACUGAAAAAUAUCCCUUACGCUAAAUUCACCAGAAGUGAGACCUCUGUAUUUACUUCCUCUGUGGCAAGACUCUUGACAAUUCCCCCCAAAUCCUAAAAAAUCUACGAUCCAUUGAAAAUCGCAAAAAAUCCCCUAAUGUCCUUCGAAAUCACAAAAAUCCCCACAAAUCCAUCAAGAUCCAGGUUUAUGAAGGGCAUACUUCAUGUAAGACGUUGCCACAUGGAUUUGGUUUGGCAAAAAAUGUAAUUCAGCACGUGUUCUCCAGGUAAGUGUUGUUUUUAAUUCGUUUAAUAACUUUUCUUAUCAUUUUCGUUUCGCAUCAAAUUCUAGAAUUUGAGUGGAUAUAAGAAUGGCGCAAUUGCAAAACAACGUCGGCAAAUUUGCAUUGAAAUUAGCAUUAAAAUUAAUUUGCAUAUUCAAAUAUAAUAAAAAUAUAGUAAAAUAAGUUUUAUUUAUGAUAUUAUAUGAGCUGCAAGCUGGCUUGCUGGCCGUCCUUUUUUAUUACUCAAGAGUAUAGCGCGUAGUUAGUAAUUCUGUCCGCAGUCACCCAAGCCAAGAAACUGAUCGCAGGGAUUAUAAAUUUUUGUAUGACACCGUCACCGCUCAUCAUUCAUCAAUCAAUUUUUUAGCAAAUAUGUAUUUAGUAACAAUUGCCAACUUGCAAAAUGUAACUGGCUAAACCAGUGGGUUAAACGUACAGUUUCUUGAAAGAGCAACGAUUCCUUGUAACUUAUUUAUUUUUGGUGAAAAUAAACCGUCAUGAAUGAAUUUUUAUUAUUAAUGUACACAUUGCAUUUAAGAUUUAAUUAUUAUUAUUAAUGUACACAUUAGAUUUCAGAUGUACACAUUGCAUUUAAGAUUUUAAGAUCCCUAUCUUUUGUGUGACUGCCUAUAUGUAGAUAAUCAGAAUUGGUGCUACAAAUUUGCUCAGAGUAACUAUUGCUCAGAGUAACUAUAGCUAUUCAUCAUGUGAUGCAACACCUGCUCUUUUCAAGAGAAUAUUCCCUGGUGAUGUUGCUGAACAUUUUUCAAUGAGCAAAUCCAAAGUAUCGUAUCUUCUUUCGGAUGGCUUGGGACCGCAUUUCAGGCGAGAGAUGUGUGCUUCAAUCUGCGAAACAAAGAGUGUGUUUACGUUGCAAUAUGACGAAACCGCGAAUACACAGAACCGCAAGCAGUGUGAUUUGCUUCUGCGAUACUGGUCUGAAGCUGCUGGUGAAAUUCGUGUGCAGUUCUUGAAGGCACUGAUGUUUGGACAUGCCAAAGGGAAAGAUGUUUCCUUGGCUAUAUUGGAGACAUUGCAGGAGGAAGGCUAUCAGUUGCCAUUAGCACAGCUGAUUAGCCUAGGAUCGGAUGGCCCUAAUGUUAAUAAAACAAUUUGGAAUUUGAUCAAUGAACACAUGAAGACCAAUGGCCUGCAUGGAAUUCUCCCUUUUAUUCCGUGUAACUUGCACAUCGUUCACAAUGCAUUCAGACAAGGUCUGAAUAUAUUUGGAGAACAAGCGGAACAGCUUGUUCUAGAUCUUUUCUUUUUCUUGAAGGCAUCGCCAUGUCGGAAAGAAGAUUUUUUCGAAACACAGCUUGGCCUUGGUUUAGAUAGUGGAUUGUUUAUCAAACAUGUCCAGAGUCGUUGGCUUAUGCUUAUUCCCGCGGUUAAAAGAGUUCUGAUCUGCUGGGAUGCUGUCGAGAAAUAUUUUCUAAUCGAAUUGCCAAGAAUUAUGGCAAAAGAGAAAGAAGCGUCACUGAAAAAUAACGAACGAUACAAGAGAAUCUGUCAGAAGAUUAAAAAUCCAGAGAUCUUUGUACAGUUGCACUUUCUUCAAAAUUUAGAAUCAGUAUUCCAUCCUUUCCUUGCCUUUUUCCAGAAGGAGGAACCACUUAUCCACAUCCUGUACCACAAGCUGUCGGAGCUUUUGCGCACCAUCAUGUUUCGUUUCCUUAAGCCUGGUGUUGUUGGAGAGAAUACAGGGAAAAAUCUUAAGGCGGUGGAGUUGAGCAAACCUGAGAACCAGCUGAGCGAUCAGUUAAUUGAAGUUG